Molecule: messenger RNA, 3432 nt
Organism: Mercenaria mercenaria
Lineage: Eukaryota; Metazoa; Mollusca; Bivalvia; Venerida; Veneridae
Product: hemicentin-2-like
Exons: 8
Coding region: 171-1547 (458 amino acids)
Molecular function (GO): protein binding
Source: RefSeq, a predicted model, not a curated record
UUGCGAAGGAUUGCGAAAUAGUUCAUGUCAAUGAUAUUGUCAAUUAUUGUUGCGACCCAAAUUAUUAUCAUUUCUAUUUCACAUUUAUAAGUCUUAUUAUACGUUUAUGAAAGUAAUACGAAUAAGUUACAAGACAAUUUUUGUUAAAACGAUACAAUUUGGAUUAUUAAAUGAAUAGAUUUAACAACUGCCUCAAACAAUUUAUAAUGAUAUUUUUGGUAUGGAUUUGCAUCGUCUUGAGUGUUUCUACUCAGGUGUCACUGCAACAAAUAAUCUCAGAUUUAGACGUAUUUAAGCAGCAAAUUUAUGUAGACGAGGGAGGUGAUAUUUCAGUUCAAUGCAAUACGACUGAAUUGCCAGACAAAGCGAUAUACUGGACAAAGAACAAGACACACACUACCUUUCACAGAGAUGGGAUAUUUCUGAAUUUUACUAGGAUAAAUCGAACCGACCAUGGGCAGUACAUUUGUCAUUCAUUUGAUAACAAAACACACGUUUUGACAGAGGUAGAAACUGUGAUGAUAAACGUUUAUUAUAAGGCCGAAGUAAAAUCUAUAAGAAUUCAUCCACAAGACGCCAUCUUAGAAAACGAUACGUAUUUUGUAUACUGCGAUGUAGAAGGAAAUCCUCCACCACAGUGGCGCGUGAGGAACAAUUACACAAAAGAACUGCUGGAUUCUGCACGUGGGUCGGGACCACUUAUCACUAGAUCUAUCAAAGGGAAAUGUGGAGAUACAGGCCCAAUUGUCUGUGAAGCAAACAACACCUUAAACAAACAGCCAGCCUAUAUGACUGAAAACUUUACGGUUUACUGUUCGCCGAGACCGUCUGGAAAUUAUACUAACGUUUCAAUUGGAUAUGUUGGUGGCCAAGCAUUCCUGAUAAUGAAUUUACUGGGUUAUCCCUAUCCUAAUUACACAUGGUCACGUGACGAUGGACAGCCAAUUAGACAUGCGACACAGAUUGAUUACCCGUCUUUCACUGUUUUGAAUAUGACAGAAAUUGCAGUUUCUGAUUUUGGCUAUUACUCAGUGACAAUGGAAAAUGCUUAUGGUAACUUUACUGCACAGUUUCAGCUGAAGGCAUAUGGUGCCCCGGAAACGCCUUUCAAUCUUAAUUAUUCUGAUGUGACUUGGAACAGUGUAAGGUUGUAUUGGACAUCUGGGUUUGAUAUGGGAUCUCGACAAUAUUUUUUCAUCAGAAUGCUGCAAGGGGGAAACUCUUACACCACCAUUUCAAAUAGCAUAUAUGACAAUUCUUCAUCACAUGGGGUAGGCCAGAAUUGGACAUACCUGCAGACCGGUCUUAAAAGUGAUACAGAUAUUACAUUGACAGUACAGUCAGUAAACGGCUACGGAUACCGCUCACGUAUUUUGUAUAGCGUUACGUUUCAUACCUUACCGUCACCAAACGGAUCACGUGAUAAAACAAAGAUUAUUAUCGGAACUACAGUCGCUUCUGUUUCCGUCGUUGGAAUUGCAGCUUGGAUGGUCGCUUAUGUAGCAUACAAACGAAAAAGAAAAUCCACAUACCAUAACAUCAAUUAACUGGAACGUGUACAGACGGCUGUAAUGAUGAUUGAAUGACAAUAGACUGGUACCAAACUUUGAAGUGAUGAAUCCUACAAAUUGUUACCAUGAUACCCUGUAUAUAGACUAGCAUCAGUCGUUAGAGUCAUUAAAUGUAAAGCACUUGGCCAUAAAAUCAAUCCUCUUUGAUAGCACUUUCUGAAAAAAAUUACAAUAUCUCUUACCUCUGACUCUAAUUGUUGAGAUGAGCCAAGAGAGAAAAUGGUUUUCUUAGAAAAUAUCAGUGUCAGUAUAAAGAAAGAAUAAACUUAUUACAGAUAACUUGAUCUCAACAGACUUUGUAUGUCUACCCUGUAUAGUCUGAUCAUUUAUUUUCAUUACUAACAAUAAUUUCUUUGGGGCAAAGCGUGCAUUGAUAGUUUUAAUCAUUUUGAAGAUAUUGCAGAUACAAUGGAAUUGCAUAGUCAAGAAUUUUGUUAUAUGAGGAAUUAAGUCACUUUAUUUCAUCUUCAAUUAUAUCUAAAAACUGGAGAGUAUUAUUAUUUGUAUAUGUUUAAAAAUAGACAGAGGCUUUGAUUAGCACAUAUGUCUAUUUUUAUACAGUUCAUAAUUUAAGUGAUAUUUGAAUGCCCGUGUACAUAUCAUGGCAUACAUAUUUUAAUACAAUGUAAAAUGCGGCUAUGGAUUCAGACAAAUAAGACCCGUCUGUAAAAUAUAUCGACGUCCCAGAAAAAUAAGGUCGUAACUGUUACUUACGACCUUAUAUGACCUGUACAUUUUCGAAAACUGAAUGAAAAGGGCCAUAUCCUUACAUAAAAUCAUAAUUGUGUGACCCUGUUUAUUGAACCAAAAAAAUGACAUUUUGUUUAUAAUAUAAAGUCGUAUCUGUUACUUACGAUCCAUUUUUGGUCAGUUUUAGAAAUAUCUACUGAAGCAUUUAAGACUGCAUGUUAUGUGAUUUCAAAUACAACAGUUAUAAUAAAUUAUAGUAAAUAGGUCGUAUCUUUCAUUAUUGGGGACUGUAAAACGGCGUGUAUACAAUUUGUUAAAUAACAUCAUCUCGAUAAAUACAUGGCCCUUGGUACUGCAAGAAUUUAAAAGCUUCAGCUAUGAGGUUGAAAUACAGAUAUGAAUAAGUUUGGUGAGAAGUCUAUAAAACAAAAUAUUUAGUGUUUUUUUCAGUUUUCUCAGAAGUACUAUUUUUUACUUACGACCUUUUAUUUCUGGGGCGUCGGUAUAUUCAAAUGAUAUCCUAUUGAAGGGUAUUGGGUAUGUAGCUGACUGUUUCAAGUAUGAUGUGACCUUGACAUUGGAUCGAAUAACCUAAAACGAUAAGGGAUAAUUUAAAACUACUAUUGAUAACCUGACCGCAGAAUAUCAUGCCGUGAUAAAGUUUGACUGCUGUAGUGUUCUCUACACAUUUGCAGAAAAUCAUUUGAAGCUCCGGACCACUAUGACUUUGACUUAGUUUCCACAUCUAACAAAAGGGAGAAUGAUAAAAUACCUACGUGUAGCUGCAGUUGAGUUGGAAUAUACCUUUGCGUACCUUAGGCCUAACAAAAAAACAACACUUAAAAUAUGCAUAAAAAGUUUAAUUUUCAAUCUAGCUUCGAGAAAACAAUUGUGUUAUUUUACGUUUUAUCCUUUUUGUUAAAUAAAAUUUACUUGUUAAAAAAUCAAUACGUAAUAUGUGUUUUUGUGACUUUUAAAAUUAUAUUUGGUCAUAAAAUGAGUAAGAUUAUAAAUUGGCUUAAAAAUCUGUUGUAUUUACAUUUCUGUCAAUCCAAGCGUAUGACGCUUAAGUGUUGCGUUAGAAGCUUUGUUAAGGGUGCACGUGACAAAGUGCUCUAACCAUGAUUUCUAGUACAAGUGCCAUCUAAAUAUAUGUAGUGUGUGAAACAGG